AUGCACACAUACACGCUGCUGUGUAGCACCACCAAUGUGGGAGAGACUGGGCUGGGCCACCUGAGGCUGCCUUUGCAGGUGGACCCCGAGCCAUACCUGGAUGUCUGCAUUUAUGACACCUGCUCCUGUGAGUCCAUUGGGGACUGCGCCUGCUUCUGUGACACCAUUGCUGCCUAUGCCCACAUGUGUGCCCAGCAUGGCAAGGUGGUGACCUGGAGGACGGCCACAUUGUGCCCCCAGAGCUGCGAGGAGAGGAAUCUCCGGGAGAAUGGGUAUGAGUGUGAGUGGCACUAGAACAGCUGUGCACCUGCCUGUCAAGUCACGUGCCAGCACCCUGAGCCGCUGGCCUGCCCUGUGCAGUGUGUGGAGGGCUGCCAUGCCCACUGCCCUCCAGGGAAAAUCCUGGAUGAGCUUUUGCAGACCUGCGUUGACCCUGAAGACUGCCCGGUGUGUGAGGUGGCUGGCUGGUGUUUUGCCUCAAAAAAGAAAGUCACCUUGAAUCCCAGUGACCCUGAGCACUGCCAGAUUUGCCGCUGUGAUGGUGUCACCCUCACCUGUGAAGCCUGCCAGGAGCCGGGAGGCCUGGUGGGGCCUCCCACAGAUGCCCCGGUGAGCCCCACCACUCUGUAUGUGGAGGACAUCUCAGAACCGCCGUUGCACGAUUUCUACUGCAGCAGGCUCCUGGACCUGAUCUUCCUGCUGGAUGGCUCCUCCAGGCUGUCCGAGGCUGAGUUUGAAGUGCUGAAGGCCUUUGUGGUGGACAUGAUGGAGCGGCUGCGCAUCUCCCAGAAGUGGGUCCGCGUGGCCGUGGUGGAGUACCACGACGGCUCCCACGCCUACAUUGGGCUCAAGGACCGGAAGCGACCGUCAGAGCUGCGGCGCAUUGCCAGCCAGGUGAAGUAUGCGGGCAGCCAGGUGGCCUCCACCAGCGAGGUCUUGAAAUACACACUGUUCCAAAUCAUCAGCAAGAUCGACCGCCCUGAAGCCUCCCGCAUCGGCCUGCUCCUGAUGGCCAGCCAGGAGCCCCAACGGAUGUCCCGGAACUUUGUCUGCUACGUCCAGGGCCUGAAGAAGAAGAAGGUCAUCGUGAUCCCGGUGGGCAUUGGGCCCCGUGCCAACCUCAAGCAGAUCCGCCUCAUUGAGAAGCAGGCCCCUGAGAACAAGGCCUUCGUGCUGAGCGGUGUGGAUGAGCUGGAGCAGCAAAGGGACGAGAUUGUUAGCUACCUCUGUGACCUUGCCCCUGAAGCCCCUCCUCCUACUCUGCCCCCCCACAUGGCACAAGUCACUGUGGGCCCGGGGCUCUUGGGGCUUUCGACCCUGGGGCCCAAGAGGAACUCCAUGGUUCUGGAUGUGGCAUUUGUCCUGGAAGGAUCGGACAAAAUUGGUGAAGCCGACUUCAACAGGAGCAAGGAGUUCAUGGAGGAGGUGAUUCAGCGGAUGGAUGUGGGCCAGGACAGCAUCCACGUCACGGUGCUGCAGUACUCCUACAUGGUGACCGUGGAGUACCCCUUCAGCGAGGCACAGUCCAAAGGGGACAUCCUGCAGCGGGUGCAAGAGAUCCGCUACCGGGGUGGCAACAGGACCAACACUGGGGUGGCCCUGCUGUACCCCUCCGACCACAGCUUCUUGGUCAGCCAGGGUGACCGGGAGCAGGUGCCCAACCUGGUCUCCAUGGUCACCAGAAAUCCUGCCUCUGAUAAGAUCAAGAGGUUGCCUGGAGACAUCCAGGUGGUGCCCAUUGGAGUGGGCCCUAAUGCCAACGUGCAGGAGCUGGAGAGGAUCGGCUGGCCCAAUGCCCCCAUCCUCAUCCAGGACUUUGAGACGCUCCCCCGAGAGGCUCCUGACCUGGUGCUGCAGAGGUGCUGCUCCAGAGAGGGGCUGCAGAUCCCCACCCUCUCCCCUGCCCCUGACUGCAGCCAGCCCCUGGACGUGAUCCUUCUCUUGGAUGGCUCCUCCAGUUUCCCAGCUUCUUCUUUUGAUGAAAUGAAGAGUUUUGCUAAGGCUUUCAUUUCAAAAGCCAAUAUAGGGCCUCAUCUCACUCAGGUGUCAGUGCUCCAGUAUGGAAGCAUCACCACCAUUGACGUGCCAUGGAAUGUGGCCCCGGAGAAAGCCCAUUUGCUGAGCCUUGUGGACGUCAUGCAGCGGGAGGGAGGCCCCAGCCAAAUCGGGGAUGCCUUGGGCUUUGCUUUGCGAUACUUGACUUCAGAAAUGCAUGGUGCCAGGCCGGGAGCCUCGAAGGCGGUGGUCAUCCUGGUCAUGGAUGUCUCUGUGGAUUCAGUGGAUGCAUCAGCUGAUGCCGCCAGGUCCAACAGAGUGACAGUGUUCCCUAUUGGAAUUGGAGAUCGCUACGAUGCAGCCCAGCUACGGAUCUUGGCCGGCCCAGCAGGCGACUCCAACAUGGUGAAGCUCCAGCAAAUCGAAGACCUCCCUACCAUGGUCACCUUGGGCAAUUCCUUCCUCCACAAACUGUGCUCUGGAUUUGUUAGGAUUCGCAUGGAUGAGGAUGGGAAUGAGAAGAGGCCCGGGGACGUCUGGACCUUGCCAGACCAGUGCCACACCGUGACUUGCCAGCCAGAUGGCCAGACCUUGCUGAAGAGUCAUCGGGUCAACUGUGACCGGGGGCCGAGGACUUCAUGCCCUAACAGCCAGUCCCCUGUUAAAGUGGAAGACACCUGUGGCUGCCGCUGGACCUGCCCCUGUGAGUCCUUUGCUUCCCCAGCCAGGGCAGCGUCAAAGGGGCAGUGCUUUUAG
Messenger RNA from Gorilla gorilla gorilla (western lowland gorilla), 2751 nucleotides. RefSeq names its product von Willebrand factor-like. The record is from RefSeq and is a predicted model, not a curated record. NCBI's taxonomy places the organism in Eukaryota, Metazoa, Chordata, Mammalia, Primates, Hominidae. The transcript has 11 exons.